GGUAAACAUGUUAUUAUGGCAGAGCAGAAGAAUUGUGAUGUAAAACAGGUUGUUAAGGAUGAAAUAGUGGUUGCUAAUGCUGAAGAUGAAGAGAACGAUUCUGUUGAAGAACAAGUUAAGGAAUUAGAGAAUCGCCUUCUACCUAAUAGCACGGCUGAAACAAAGAAGCAGAAACCGCCCGGUGUCAUGUCAAUUUUGUGUCUUGUGGCCUUGAAGAGACGUCUGUGGUUGUUGCCCAUACUGACGUCAGGAUGGCUCUUCUCGUCGUUUUGGACGUCAUAUGCAAUAGCUGUGUCCUACAAUCACACAGAGGCAAACUUCCCUUACAUCAGCCACACGGCUAUAGAAGCCCCAGAGAGAUGUGUGUUUGGUCAGAUGGUCAAUAUAGGGGCUGUUAUGUUGGGAAUGAACGUUAUCCUGAGAUACCUAUUUUGUAAGAAUUAUCUCCGCAUUAAAUCAACGCCGCCGGAAGACAAAUGGUACAAAAUCAAUUUAGCGGGACUCGUCCUUGGAAUACUGUCAGCAUUCGGCCUCAGUAUGGUUGCUAACUUUCAGACCGAGGUUCAGCGAGUACCACACUAUAUCGGAGCAGGGCUGGCGUUUGGGCUUGGAACUGUGUACUGUUGGUUCCAGACAGCACUAACGUACCAAGUGAGGUACAAGUUUAACAGAAAGAAAAUUGUGCUACUGUUAGUCCAGUUUAUCAACAGUGUCAUCAUGUCAAUGAUGUUGGUGCUAUUCGGUGUAACAAAGGCCAUUUACAAAGUGCAAAAGGGACAGGGAAAAGGAACAAAGUGGGAUGAAUUACGCGGCGUCUACCUGACCUCUACAAUAACAGAAUGGCUCUUGGCUUUGUCCAUAUUGACCUUUACCCUGACAUAUGCUCCAGAUUUCAAAAAUAUGAGAGUGGAUGACCCGAAUAUAUACUUUGAUCACAAAUUUGAGAAGAAACAUUCAAGUGUAAACUUAGAGAAAAUGGCCGACAAUAAUAGAAAUAUUCCCACAGCCGAUGUGAAAACCAUGGAAGAAGGCCGGACAGAGGAAGACAGUCAUGUGUCCAAAGGUCUAUCUGUCGUAUCGAAUGGAACCACUUGAAAAUGUCAUCUGGAAAAUUCAGGACACAAAAGCGCUUGUGAUAAUAUUUCUACUUAAUUCCAAGAAAUGUAAUGUGCCUCCAUUUGCAAUACAGGGUGUCUGUGUUGUCUCUAACUGGCUAGAAAUGCACGUGAAAAUGGUGAGGAACCAAAAUUAAUAGUCCAGUUGGACCUGUACGGAGUUGGAACCAUAAAUGAAAGGAUAGAAAAGUAAAUGGUUUAAUACACUUAUGAACACCAGUUAUAGAAUUUUAUAUCAAUGCAGACUGGAAGGUGAAAUCAUUGUAUCAUGUGAAAGUGUGUUCAUUCGAGGAUAUAUAUUUCUGGUGCUAUAUAAACAUCCUGAAAAUCAUAAAUUACCUCUGACAGAUAAUAGAAUAGCCUAAUAUAUAAUGUACAAGAGUUGUACAUAUAUGUAAUUUAUAUUAGCUAUGGUUUAUAGUUCAACAGCUGCCUGGAAAUAUUUAAGUUAAAUUCGUUCUUGAUUAAGUUAGCUCUAUUUGUCUGCUGUAUAGGCUACUUGUUUGGUGACUCUAUUUCUUGCUUACAUUCUACACAUAUGUUACACCUUUUUAACCAGAAAAAUCACAACACGGCAAAUGACAAAAAUCUCCUUACAUUUUGAUCAACUGUAUAUAUAUAUAUAUAUAUUCUGUGGCGUUAGACGUUGCAAAAUUCAGUAAAAUAUAUUUGUAUUUAUUCAAGGAAACAAUCCGAGCAUGUCUUAUUUGGGUGCAGUAUGUUGGUUUGUGAUAGACAAUGCCCUUUUUUUGCUACAAAUGUCCUAUCCAUUAUAAAUCAUCGAAUAUUUUCUGAAUAAAAAAUUUCUCAAGACGGCGUUCCACAGAUAUAUUGAAUUAUACAACACAAAUAUCAUUUUAGGACAUAAUAUACUGGCCAUUAUGGACAAGAAUAUGAUUAAAGUCAUGGAUUAAAGGUUUUUUAAAGUUACAAGUUACAAAGUUUCAGUUAUCACGGAACUGUUGAUGUAUACGACACUCGUGUUAUUUUAGGACAUAUACAUGACAUUUUAAUUAUAAAUACAGAGACAUAUAAAAUACAAAAGUAGUAUGAAAUGAAUUUGGCAACGUUUGACACGCCAUAAUGCCAUAAUAUUUAACACUUUGCGUAACUCGUGAUAACUUUAGUAGAGAUAGAAGCUGGGCCUCUCUGUUAUUUUCAGUUUGUAUAUGUAUAUCACUGUCUUCCAAAUUCUCAUUACAAUUUACUGUAACGCAUUAUAUACUAACAGUUGAUCUGAAAUGUUGUUUCUGUACUUAACGUUGUCAGUUGUUCGAAGAAUUGAGCGACUGCGGUGAAAUUUUGAUUCAAAAUGUUAGCCUUGUAAAGACUUUUUAAGUUCUUGACUGAUACAUGUGUUUUAGUAAGUCUUCUAAAAUGUCAAAAUGUAACCCUAGAAGUUAAUCAACCGCUAGCUUUAUCGCCUGUCAAAAUUUCGAACAAUUGGGUCCUUGUCCCUUUUGAUGUGAUGACGUACAUUUAAUAAUGUCCUUGUUUAUUUGAUACUGCUGUUUUUCCUUUUUAUCCUGCUGUUCAAAAGUGCACUUACAUGCUUUUUUGCAUUGUUUCAUUUACAAAUGGUGCUUACGCAAUAUCUAUAUCAUUUUUUUGUAUUCUUUACAUACUUUUACCUUAUUUUUCAAAUUCUGCCUAUAUAAAUGUUUGAUGUUUUGAGUUUGACGAGUGUCUCAAUAGCCUAGAUUACGUCUCCCAUUCAAACCUGACUCGUUUUCGAAACUGUCCAUACUUUGUAUUUCGACUUCUUAUCUAGUGUUGAGUUACAAUACCUAAGCUGAAAAUACUGACUUUAAAACAGGGUUCUGUCCUCAUUAUUAAAACACCUUUUCAGUAUGUUUUGCCUAAACUUAGCUUUAAGUUUCUCUCUUUUUUAAAGAAUUUACAUAUUUCUGGCUGUUUUACAUUGUGACAUUUCUCUAUUUAUAAAUGCGAUACUUAAAUGCGUGUGAUGUUAAGAUGAUUGUAUGUAGUGUCUAUUUUUAGAACAGUUCCAUCGAUGAGGAUUUCAUAAAUAUUAUAUAUUUUUUGUAUGUUUCUAUACAUAUGUUAUGUUUGGUCUGUUUUCAUUAAUUCUAUGUCAGCUAUGGCGAUGUUGAAAGCGAGAAUGUAUAUAUAGCGAGAUGAAC
Messenger RNA from Mercenaria mercenaria, 3259 nucleotides. RefSeq names its product DNA damage-regulated autophagy modulator protein 2-like. Lineage: Eukaryota; Metazoa; Mollusca; Bivalvia; Venerida; Veneridae. The record is from RefSeq and is a predicted model, not a curated record. The transcript is spliced from 9 exons. The coding region runs from base 16 to 1095 and encodes 359 amino acids.